AUGCUGGUGGGCGCCAGGCUCCAGCGGCGGCGGCGGCAGCUGCAGCAGCAGCCCCGGCGGCGGCAUCCUCUCCUCUGGCCGAUGAAUGCAGACCCGCCGCCGCCGCCGCCGCCCUGGGUUUGGAUGGUUCCUGGCUCGGCCGGGCUGCUCCGGCUGGGCGCCGGGGUCGCGCCCCCGCCCGUGCUGCUCGCCUCGGCGCAGCCCCCCGCCGGCCCGCUGCUCCCGGGGCUGCCUGGCUGGCAAGCCCCCGGCGAGCCCCUGCUGCCGCUGCUGCCACUGCCCUCUGCGCCAGACCACGCCGCCGUGCACCACUACCCCUUGCUCCACGGGCAGUGGCUGUGCGGUGGCCAUUCUCCAUCCAUAGGACUGUCUCCCUCUUCCGCUGUGGAGUUGGUACCCAUUUUCCCACACGUCUGCCCAUCUGCUCUUCCACCUCCUAUUGGGAAAAGUUGGAUAGACAAAAGGAUACCUAAUUGUAAGAUAUUUUUUAAUAAUUCCUUUGCUCUGGACUCAAUGUGGAUAUAUCCUGAGGAGUCAAUGUUGUUCCAUGGGCAUGAAAAGCCUCAUCUGUUGGCAAAUCAAGUCGCUCUGUCUCUGUCCAGACCAGCUCCUGCCUCCAGGCCUCUUCCCAGUGUGCUGUUAGCGCCUCAGCCAAUAGCAGGUGGUUGUCACAACAGCCUGAAGCCUGUUGGCAGUAGCCCCGGGAUUGCCAUCACUGCCGCGGCCGCCAUGGUGUCUGUGGACCCCGAGGGACUUGGGGGCCCAUCCCCCUCCAGCGUGCAGCCCUGCCACUUCCUGACUUUGGCACCCAUCACGAUACCCCUGAGGACCGCCCCCUUCUCCGAUAAAAGCAGAGAGUGCAGCCGAGCGCCCUGCCCUCCCGCCCUCAUGCUUCACGCCAAGAGGAAGAGCCCGGCCGGGGACGGGGCAGAGAAGGAGCCUUCAUCCAUACUAGUCACAAGAGAGGACAGUGCGGCCGAGGGAGACAGACCCGUGGCCUCCACCCCGGUGCCCGGAUCCCCCUGGUGUGUGGUCUGGACGGGGGAUGACCGGGUUUUCUUCUUCAACCCGACGAUGCAGCUGUCCGUGUGGGAGAAGCCCAUGGACCUGAAAAACCGCGGGGACCUCAACAGGAUCAUCGAGGACCCGCCCCACAAGCGCAAGCUGGAGGCGCCAACAGCCGACCACAGUGAUGGGUCACAGUCUGAGGAUGGCAGGGGAGACCGGAACCUGAGGACCAAGAGGAACAGGACAGAAGGCCAUGUGAGUCCUGGGCCAGAGGAGGCAGAAGGACAGGACAAGGGUGCCAGGACGCCGCCGCCCCAGAUCCUCCUGCCGCUGGAGGAGCGGGUGACCCACUUCCGAGACAUGCUGCUGGAGCGAGGGGUGUCAGCGUUUUCUACCUGGGAGAAAGAAUUACAUAAAAUCGUGUUUGAUCCACGCUACCUCCUGCUAAACUCUGAGGAGCGGAAACAGAUAUUUGAACAGUUUGUCAAGACAAGGAUAAAAGAAGAGUACAAGGAAAAGAAAAGCAAACUGCUGCUAGCCAAAGAAGAAUUCAAAAAACUUCUGGAGGAAUCUAAAGUGUCACCCAGGACCACAUUUAAGGAGUUUGCGGAGAAGUAUGGCCGGGAUCAGAGGUUUCGACUUGUCCAAAAAAAGAAGGACCAGGAGCAUUUUUUCAACCAAUUCAUCCUUAUUCUUAAGAAACGGGACAAGGAGAACAGACUCAGGCUACGGAAAAUGAGAUGA
Neomonachus schauinslandi (Hawaiian monk seal) is the source of this 1752-nucleotide messenger RNA. RefSeq names its product transcription elongation regulator 1 like (gene TCERG1L). Lineage: Eukaryota; Metazoa; Chordata; Mammalia; Carnivora; Phocidae. Gene Ontology annotation, cellular component: nucleus. Gene Ontology annotation, molecular function: RNA polymerase binding; transcription coregulator activity. The transcript has 12 exons. The coding region runs from base 1 to 1752 and encodes 583 amino acids. The record is from RefSeq and is a predicted model, not a curated record.